GUUUUUCAGUUGAGAAGAGCUGUGAAAUCUGCAUCAUAAUAAAUCUGAGUGGUUUGAAGCAGUCCAAAAUUUUAAAGUUUCUUUUUUCUUUCUUCUUUUUAUUAGUAUUAUAGUUACAACAAGUUGUUUAAUUGUUAUAAAGGUUCCUUAUUGAGAUAAGCAUCUAGUAAUUCCUCAAAUUUGUUACGACACACUUCAACUUCACGGGGUUAUAUUACUCCUGAACUAAAUUUCAACAUAUUUUUGUCAAUCUUUUUAAUUGGCGUGGCACAUGGCAGUCCUUCACGUGUCUUAGGUGUUCAGCUUCACGCAAGGUGCCACAUCAGCACAAAAGAGUGACAAAAUAAGCUUCCAGAGGGGUAAUAGGGCCCCGUGAAGUUGGAGUAUGUUGUAGCAACUUUGGCCAUAGUUCGAAGGGGACGCGGUACUGAAUGCUUACCCCUGAAUUUUUAUAUGAUCAUAUAAACCUUUUAUCAUAUAGUGGAAAAGUGAUUUCUUUUUUCCUAAAAUUCCAUGUGACGAAGUGGUCACGGGCAAACAACCUCUUGCAAAAAUUUGUGGCAAGGCUGUGUACAAUAAAUACUUGUGGUUGUCGCGCCCUGCUCUUUAUUCGAUGACUUGAGUAUGUAUGUAACCAUUGUGGAUUCAAAUUUGAGCUCUGAGUUGAGUAGACUCGAGUAUAAGUAAAUGGACUUUGCUAUUAUGGAUGAAUAUUUAAUAUGUACAUCCUUGACGCAACUAAGAAGAAAAUUUAAACACUCUUACCAAAUUUCUAGCUCCGUCAUUGGUCACUCUUUGGGACCACUUUUAUUUUGUGAUUUGUUAAAAAAGAAACAUAUAGACAGUCUGAUUUUCUGAUUUAACUCCCUUUUUGGUUGCACUUAAAUGUUUUGUCAAUUCAGGAGGCUUAUAUGAGCUGCAUUUUGGCUAAUAUUAAUCAAAAUUGAUACGUAUUCAGACCCUACUUGUGAGAUUACACUGGAUACAUUAUUGUUGUGGUAUUAACCAAGAUUGAUAAAUAUGGUGUUCAUGAAAAGGAGACUGGCAUGUUGUACAAGAGACAAAGAAAUUAGCAUUGACUUCGGUGAACAAGAGAGAGUUACAACAUAUGAUGGCCUCGAGAGCUGCAUACUGAACAGUCGGUCCUGUGACAACGAAAGUACCACUAGCAGAGGUGUUACAGAUUCCUUAUAUGAUGAUGACUCGAUCAGCGCGUCCAGCAAAAAUGCUUUUGGAUCAUUCUCUUAUAAUGGAAAUUUCUCUUCAAGCCCUCAACAUUUUUACGUGAAAGAAAAAACUGUUUAUACAACACAAAUUUCAGAUGUCGAAACCAUGAAAGAAAGAUUUGCAAAGUUGUUGCUCGGGGAGGAUGUGACCGGAGGAAGCAAGGGGGUUUCCACUGCAUUAGCAUUGUCCAAUGCCAUUACAAAUCUUGCAGCAUCUGUAUUCGGAGAGCUAUGGAAAUUGGAGCCACUUACAGCGGAAGGAAAGAGGAAAUGGAGAACGGAAAUGGAUUGGUUGCUCUCGCCUACCAAUCAUAUGAUUGAGUUGGUUCCUUCAAAACAAAGUGGUUCUAAUGGACAGAGAUUGGAGAUAAUGACACCAAAAGCUCGUGCAGACAUCCAUAUGAAUCUUCCAGCACUUCGGAAACUGGAUUCCAUGCUUCUUGAAACGCUGGAUUCAAUGGUUAAUACUGAGUUUUGGUAUACGGAAGUGAGUAGUCGAGCAGAAGGAAAUAACACCAAGUGGAGUCUUCCUUCACCCAAGGUAUCAGUAGCCGGGCUAUCUGAUAUCGAAAGAAAGAAAUUGCUGAAUCAGCAAAAAUUGGUGAAUCAAAUAUUUAAGGCAGCAAAAGCUAUUAACGAAAAUGUCUUGUCUGAAAUGGCUGUUCCAACGGUUAUCAAGGAUGCACUUCCUAAGUCUGGAAGGACAAGCCUCGGGGACGACCUCUAUAGAAUCCUGACCGCAGAAUCAACCUCCGCUGAGGAAAUGUUCAGUUCCUUGAACUUGACAUCUGAAAACAGCGCGCUUGAAGUUGUUAACAGGUUAGAGGGAUCCAUUCUUGCAUGGAAAGAAAGAAUAAAUGAUCAAACUAGCGGAAAAUUUCCACUUCCAAGAUCGUGGUCCUUCAAAAAAGAUCCAGUAACUGAGCUAGACAGAUUGGAGGCCUUGUUGAGCCGGGCAGAAGCUCUCGUGCACCAGCUGAAAGUCGAAUAUCCUAACCUUCCUCAGACGUUCCUCAAUGUCAGAAAGAUCCAGUAUGGCACGGACAUUGGGCAUUUAACUCUGGAAGCAUACUCUCGAGUUCUCUUAAACUUAGCGUACAACAUUCUGACACGGAUAGGAGAAAUUUUGCAAGUAGAUUUCGCGAGCAGCACCAACUCACCAGCAGUAGCUAGUACUGGCUACUACUCGAGUCCUAUAUCGAGUGAUGAAGCACUCGUUGAUCGAUCAGAUGAACAGAGCUGAUAAACAUUUUAGUCUCCUAUAGUACAAAUGCUUCCACUAUGGACAUUUUAGUUCCAUGAGGUAGAGUUUGGUGCAUUGGCAGUGAAGUUUGUAGCAGCAUGUCUGCUGCAAAUUCACCUCAACAAGAUGGCUUUUUUUGUGCAAUUCUUUUUAUGAUUAUAUAUAUAUUACUUGAUUACGAAAAUAUCAACAAUAUAAUCAGUGUAAUCUCACAAAUGAGGUCUGACGAGGGUGGUGUAGGUAGACCUUACCCUACUCAAUUAAGAGAUAAUAAGAUGCGUGUAUCGAAAA
This is a messenger RNA of Capsicum annuum, 2760 nucleotides long. RefSeq names its product rop guanine nucleotide exchange factor 14. Bases 1021 to 2469 code for a protein of 482 amino acids. The record is from RefSeq and is a predicted model, not a curated record. The transcript has 7 exons. Gene Ontology annotation, molecular function: guanyl-nucleotide exchange factor activity. NCBI's taxonomy places the organism in Eukaryota, Viridiplantae, Streptophyta, Magnoliopsida, Solanales, Solanaceae.